Molecule: messenger RNA, 561 nt
Organism: Ooceraea biroi (clonal raider ant)
Lineage: Eukaryota; Metazoa; Arthropoda; Insecta; Hymenoptera; Formicidae
Gene: mRpL42
Product: mitochondrial ribosomal protein L42
Cellular component (GO): mitochondrial large ribosomal subunit
Source: RefSeq, a predicted model, not a curated record
GUCUAUGUAUUCUAAUGUCAAUGGUCGAGAUCAACCAAUAAGCGAGAGGACUGUUUAACGAGGUUAGGAUCAAACCGAUUUAUAAACACGGGGAGAAAAUAAACGUACAAUGAAUCCCGUGUUGCGUGCAGUUCGAGCUUGCGUCUGUUCUUCCACGAGACAUGCCAAGUACAGUACUCUUCCUUCGGAGGCGGUGAUAUUUAUGGAGGAUGAUACUAUGGUUGUCUGUUGGCAUCCGGAGCAGCCGUUCCCAUACGAGUGCUCAUUACCGCUGCCAGAAGAGAAAUCUGACGCUAAUGUGUUGCGUAUCGGGAACAAAGAGGUCGGGGAAGUCUUUUGGCGUAAAAAACCAUUCGAGGUUGUGGAAGAACUGGCAAGAGUUACAUAUACCACUAAACAUAGGUGGUACCCUAGAAGCAGAGACAAAAAGGCGAGAAAGACAGUACCAGAUAGGCCGUAUUUGUAAUUCUUCAGAGAUUUUAUGAGCAUACUUUAUUUAAACCUUCGCAUGUGUAGUCAUCUCCGAGGAAACGUGCAUUAAUAAAUAUUGUACAAAAAUAA